Jaculus jaculus (lesser Egyptian jerboa) is the source of this 3093-nucleotide messenger RNA. It is a transcript of the gene Tbc1d22a, whose product is annotated as TBC1 domain family member 22A. Gene Ontology annotation, molecular function: GTPase activator activity. The transcript is spliced from 13 exons. The record is from RefSeq and is a predicted model, not a curated record. Gene Ontology annotation, biological process: activation of GTPase activity. The coding region runs from base 91 to 1635 and encodes 514 amino acids. Lineage: Eukaryota; Metazoa; Chordata; Mammalia; Rodentia; Dipodidae.
UCGGCCACCGGGGCGCAGCAAAGCGCCGCUGGGGCGGGCCGGCCGCACCACGGGUGUCCGGGCCGUGGGCCCGAGGGAUGAGGAGGGACCAUGGCCAGCGACGGGGGCAGGAAGCAAUUCUGGAAGCGCAGCAACAGCAGGGUCCCUGGCAGCAUCCAGCAUGUGUACGGAGCCCAGCACCCGCCGUUUGACCCACUGGUACAUGGCUCCUUGCUUAAACCCAUGCCCAAGGUGCCGACCACCCCGGUGAAGGCAAAGAAGGUUAGCACUUUCCAGGAGUUUGAGAGCAAUACCAGUGAUGCCUGGGAUGCAGGGGAGGAUGGUGACGAGCUCCUGGCUAUGGCGGCGGAGAGCCUCAACUCAGAGGUGGUCAUGGAGACGGCUCACCGCGUCCUGCGCAAUCACAGCCAGCGGCAGCAGGAGAUGCCAGCACCCGAGCCAGGGCCCCGGCCAGCUGCAGAACCUCCUGCAGCCCCAAGCGGAGAUCUCCGUCUGGUGAAGUCCAUCAGUGAGAUCCACACGUCCAACCCUCUAGACAAUGCCAGUGGCACAGUCCCUCUACAGAGGUCGCAGAGUCUUCCACACUCGGCUACUGUGGCACUGGGUGGGACGUCCGACCCGUGCGCUGUCAGCCGCUCAGCGCUGAGUAAAAGAGAAUCCUCUCGGCUUGACAAGUUCCAGCAGCUGCUUGCUGGGCCCAACACAGACCUUGAGGAAUUACGGAAGCUGAGCUGGUCCGGAAUCCCAAAGCCAGUUCGUCCAAUGACGUGGAAGCUCCUCUCAGGUUACCUUCCUGCCAAUGUAGACCGAAGAUCAGCCACACUCCUGAGAAAACAAAAAGAAUACUUUGCUUUUAUUGAGCACUAUUAUGAUUCGAGAAAUGACGAAGCUCACCAAGACACUUACAGACAGAUCCACAUUGACAUCCCUCGGAUGAGCCCUGAAGCACUGAUUCUCCAGCCCAAGGUGACAGAGAUUUUUGAAAGGAUCUUAUUUAUAUGGGCAAUCCGACAUCCUGCCAGUGGAUACGUUCAGGGGAUAAAUGAUCUUGUCACGCCUUUCUUUGUUGUCUUCAUUUGCGAAUACAUAGACGAGGAGGAUGUGGAUGUGGAUGCGGUUGACAUCUCCAGCGUGCCUGCCGCGGUGCUGCGCAACGUGGAGGCUGACACCUACUGGUGCAUGAGCAAGCUGCUGGAUGGCAUCCAGGACAAUUAUACCUUUGCCCAACCUGGGAUUCAAAUGAAGGUGAAGAUGUUGGAAGAACUGGUGAGCCGAAUUGAUGCGCAAGUCCACCGACACCUGGAUGGCCAUGAAGUGCGCUACCUACAGUUUGCCUUCCGAUGGAUGAACAACCUGCUGAUGAGGGAGGUGCCCCUGCGCUGUACCAUCCGUCUGUGGGACACCUACCAGUCGGAACCCGAGGGCUUUUCUCAUUUCCACUUGUAUGUUUGUGCUGCUUUUCUCAUGAGAUGGAGGAAGGAAAUACUAGAAGAAAGAGAUUUUCAAGAGUUGCUGCUCUUCCUCCAGAACCUGCCCACUGCCCGCUGGGACGACCAGGACAUCAGCCUGCUGCUGGCUGAGGCCUAUCGCCUCAAGUUUGCCUUCGCAGAUGCCCCCAAUCACUACAAGAAGUGAGCUGGGGCCUGUGGCAGUUGCCUCACCGUUGGGGCAGUGUCUCUUCCCUGCCUGGUUGGCUGCAGGACCCUUGGAGCUGGUCCCUGCCAGGUGUGGCCUUACAGAUGGGCUCUGACAUGGUCCAAAGCUGGUGGGGAUGGCUGCUUCAGUGUAAUUAAUGAGAUACCAAAGAGAGCGAGGGAGGAGCCCAGCUUCAGAGGCCAGAUAUGAGCCAGCAAUUCCCCUUGCCCUGGCUCUGGCACAUCCUUGCCAAGGCCUGCCAUUGCCUCAGUAUGGGCAGCUAGGAGGCAGCCCCCUUCAGAGUCUCCCGAUGUCUUGAUAACAGGCAGAGGUGGGCAGGCUGACUCUGAAAUGCACAACUCUGUUCUGUGAGCUAAAGAAUAAAGUCCAGACACAUUGCUAAGUAAGACUUUCAGUAAGCUGAGGUCUCUGCCCACAGAGGCUCUGACCAACUGCCUGUCAUGUCUGGGCCUGGCAGGUUUAAACAUGGCCUGCUCAGGAGUCAUUUCCCUAAGAGACUGUGGGGCAGGAGUCUGGGGCCACUCACAGUUGCCUUACUGUCUGUUUCUAAUUCCUCUGUGCCCACCUUAGUGAUUUCUGCCAAACAGCUCUGAGUGAGUAAGGGCUGCUCCUUUAGGACCUUCAGGCCUUCGCUGAGCUGCAGUAGGCCAGGGUUCCUUGAGCCCGCAGUCCCAGCCCUGUGUGGUGCUGCUCCCCACACACCUGGCUCAGAGUGGGCAGGAGUUGCUGGGCCACCCAUGUGCUCUCCCACCCCGUCCAGAUCCGCUGGGAGUUGAGGCAGCUUUGCCUCCCAAGUGUGUCCUAGGCUACCUGUCCUUGGUGAUACUGGCAUCCUCAAGGACCACCGUGGCCCACCUCCCAGACCUGUCCCUCCUUCAGGAGGACACACCCUUGCCCAGGUGCUGGGACCCUGCCCAAAGGCUGCAGGGCUGACAGAGGUGUGAGGGGUGUGCCUGCUUCUUUAAAACCACCUUGGGUCACGACACGUGGCAUGAAAUCAGCACAGAUGGCUCUGCAAAUGCCAUGUGCCCUGGUCAGUGGAGAGAGAUGCUAGCCACAGACUGGGGAGAUUGUCCCCACCCAGGAUUAGGGGCCUUCUCAGACCAGCUCCUUUCCGGGAGCUGGGGUCCCUAGUUAAGAGAAAAGGGGCCGCUCUAUGGGAAGCAACAUCCCACUCAGCCAAGACCCAUUGUGGAGCCUUCCCUUUCUGCAGCUUAGAUCCCUGCGCAGCCAGUGUGGUGGGCAUACAAAAAGCCACUUGAGGCAGGCCACUUCUCAGAGGAUAAGGAGCCACAGAGUGAACUCGUGUCCUGAAUGUGUUUUUAUGUGUGCAAACGCUAUACUGGAUGUACGGCCUACCCCUUGACCAUAGCUGGGCAGGGUGUGUGUCUCCAGUGUGAUGUGUGGAAACAUGGAAUAAAGAUGCUUCAUACAGUC